AUGUCUCGGCGCAAGCAGGCCAAGCCCCAGCACCUCAAGUCGGACGAGGAGCUGCCGCCGCCGGACGGGGCUCCCGAGCACGCCGUCCCCGGGGACGGGGCCGACGACGGGGACAGCGGGAGCGAGGGCAGAAGCGGGAGCGAGGACACCAACGUCUGCGAGAAGUGCUGUGCGGAGUUCUUCAAGUGGACGGACUUCCUGGAGCACAAGAAGAGCUGCACCAAGAACCCGCUCGUGCUGAUCGUGAAUGAAGAUGAGCCGGCACCGCCCUCCGAGGAGUUUCCGGAACCUUCCCCGGCCAGCUCUCCCAGCGACCGGACGGAGAGCGAGGCCGCGGAGGACCCGGCCCCCCCAGAGAGCGGCGAGGGCGGUGAGGGGAGGGCCCCGGAGAAGGAGGAGGAGCCCAUGGAAGCCGAGCCCUCUGGGGACAAGGGCUUCCCGAACCCGGGCCCCUCGCACGCAGGGAAGCAGCCUCUACCUCAGAUCCCCGAGCCAGCGCCGGUGGCCGCGUACAGCAUGCCCAACACCAACGUGACGCUGGAGACCCUCCUGAGCACCAAGGUGGCCGUGGCGCAGUUCUCCCAGAGCGCGAGGGCCGCGGGCGGCGUGGGGCCCGGCAGCGGGGUGACGGCGGUGGCCAUCCCCAUGAUCCUGGAGCAGCUGAUGGCGUUGCAGCAGCAACAGAUUCACCAGCUGCAGCUCAUCGAGCAGAUCCGCAGUCAGGUGGCCAUGAUGAACCGCCAGCCCCUGCGGCCGCCGCUGAACCCCGGGGCGGCCGCCGCGGCCCAGAGCACCCCGGUGCCGGCCUCCAGCCAGCUGCAAGGGCUGGCGGCCCACUCGGCCCUGCAGCUCUCCGCCGGCGCGCCCGCCGUGCCCGCCGCCCCCGGCCCUGCCGCCCCGCCGGCGGCCUACGAGGGCCCCCAGCACCUGUCCCAGCCGGCCGCCGGGGCCAGCGCCCCGCACGUCCCCGGCGGCGGCCCUUCCGUCCCCGCCGAGGCCGGCGGGCCGGCGUCCUCCAGCGCGGCCCCCGCGCCCGCCGCCCCGGCCUCCAGCGGCAGCGCGCAGCCGCAGAACGCCUCCACGCCCCCCGCCCUGGGGCCGGGGCCCCCCCUCAGCUCGGCCCCCAGCCUGCCAAACCCACUUCUACCUCAGACCUCCGCCGCCGCCGGCAGCGUCAUCUUCCCCAACCCGCUGGUCAGCAUCGCGGCCACCGCCAACGCGCUGGACCCCCUGUCCGCCCUCAUGAAGCACCGCAAGGGCAAGCCCCCGAACGUGUCGGUGUUCGAGCCCAAGGCCAGCGCCGAGGACCCGUUCUUCAAGCACAAGUGCAGGUUCUGUGCCAAGGUGUUCGGGAGCGACAGCGCCCUGCAGAUCCACCUGCGCUCCCACACGGGCGAGCGGCCCUUCAAGUGCAACGUCUGCGGCAACCGCUUCUCCACCAAGGGCAACCUGAAGGUGCACUUCCAGAGGCACAAGGAGAAGUACCCGCACAUCCAGAUGAACCCCUACCCCGUCCCCGAGUACCUGGACAAUGUGCCCACCUGCUCCGGGAUCCCCUACGGGAUGUCGCUGCCUCCAGAGAAGCCGGUGACCACCUGGCUGGACAGCAAGCCCGUGUUGCCCACGGUGCCCACGUCGGUCGGGCUGCAGCUCCCGCCCACCCUCCCUGGCGUCGGCGGCUACGCGGACUCCCCCAGCCUCACCCCUGCGAGCCGCUCCCCACAGCGGCCCUCGCCCGCGUCCAGCGAGUGCACGUCCCUGUCCCCCGGCCUCAACAGCUCCGAGUCGGGCGUCCCCGGGACCGCCGAGUCCCCGCAGCCAGCGCUCAGCGGCUCCUCUCUGACCAAACCCGAGCCCGCGAGCCUGCCCGGCACCAACGGCAGGGCAGGGGACGUCCCCGCCGGCGGGCAGGUCUCCGCCGCAUCCGCGGCGGCCUCCACCGCGCUGGCAGACGGCAGCAUCUGCACGGGCCUCUGCAGCCCCGUGCUCCCAGCCGGCUCCGACCAGUUCAAGGCCAAGUUUCCCUUCGGGGGGCUGCUCGACUCCAUGCAGACGUCCGAGACCUCGAAGCUCCAGCAGCUGGUGGAGAACAUCGACAAGAAGAUGACGGACCCCAACCAGUGCGUCAUCUGCCACCGCGUGCUGAGCUGCCAGAGCGCCCUGAAGAUGCAUUACCGGACGCACACGGGGGAGAGGCCGUUCAAGUGCAAGAUCUGCGGGCGCGCCUUCACCACCAAGGGCAACCUGAAGACGCACUUCGGGGUGCACCGGGCCAAGCCGCCCCUGCGGGUGCAGCACUCCUGCCCCAUCUGCCAGAAGAAGUUCACCAACGCCGUGGUCCUGCAGCAGCACAUCCGCAUGCACAUGGGCGGCCAGAUCCCCAACACGCCGCUGCCCGACGGCUUCCCGGACUCCAUGGACGCCGAGCUGCCCUACGACGACAAGGCCGCCGAGGCCCUGAGCGGCUACGACGACGACGCGGACGAGAACUCCAUGGAGGACGACGCCGAGCCGCGGGAGCCGGCCGGCGACCCGCCCAAGCCGCUGCUGCCCUGCUCGGGCUCCUGCCCGCCCUCGCCCCCCUCCGUCAUCUCCAGCAUCGCCGCCCUGGAGAACCAGAUGAAGAUGAUGGACCCGGCCGCGAGCUGCCCGCGGCUGGCCGCCCUGAGGUCCGUGGAGAACGGGUCCGGGGACAGCGACCGCCUGAGCAACGACUCCUCGUCGGCCGCGGGCGACCUGGAGAGCCGGAGCGCGGGCAGCCCGGCCCUGUCGGAGUCCUCGUCCUCCACGCGUGCCCUGUCGCCCAUGAACAGCCACAGCGAGAGCUUGCACUCCAAGUCCCCGGGGCUCAGCGCCCAGGAGGAGCCGCAGGAAACGCCGCUAAAGACCGAGAGGCCGGACAGCCCCCCCGCCGCCCCCGAAAACGGAGGCGCACUGGACCUCACGGCGGCCCAGCCCGGCCGGCCGGCCGUCAAGGAGGAGGCCCCCUUUAGCCUGCUGUUCCUGAGCAGAGAUCGGGGUAAGUGUCCGGGCGCCGUGUGUGGCGUGUGCCGCAAGCCCUUCGCGUGCCGGAGCGCGUUGGAAAUCCACCACCGCAGCCACACCAAGGAGCGCCCGUUCCUCUGUGCGCUCUGCGGCCGCGGCUGCUCCACUAGGGGGAAUUUAAAGCAGCACUUGCUGACGCACGCGUUGAGCGCGCCGCGUCCUCAGUCAUUUGACCCCGACUUUGCCCUAGGUCCCGGCCAGACCACCGCUAGCCUGGUCGCCGGCCCCGCGCCCGCCGCCAUCAAAAUGGAAGUGAACGGGCACAGCAGGGCCAUCGUGCUGGGCGAGGGCCCGCCGCUGCCGGCCGCCGUGCAGGUGCCCCCCGGGCCCCCGGCCGUGAUGGGCCCCGGCCUCGCGCCCAUGCUGGCCCCCCCGCCGCGCCGGGCGCCCAAGCAGCACAACUGCCAGUCGUGCGGGAAGACCUUCUCGUCGGCCAGCGCCCUGCAGAUCCACGAGCGCACGCACACCGGGGAGAAGCCCUUCGGCUGCACCAUCUGCGGGCGGGCCUUCACCACCAAGGGCAACCUGAAGGUGCACAUGGGCACACACAUGUGGAACAACGCCCCCGCGAGGCGUGGCCGCCGCCUGUCAGUGGAAAACCCCAUGGCUCUGCUAGGUGGCGACGCUCUGAAGUUUUCGGAAAUGUUCCAGAAGGAUCUGGCAGCACGAGCGAUGAACGUUGACCCCAGCUUCUGGAACCAGUAUGCCGCGGCUAUCACAAACGGUCUCGCCAUGAAGAACAACGAGAUCUCUGUCAUCCAGAAUGGCGGCAUUCCCCAGCUCCCAGUAAGUCUCGGCGGAAGUGCUAUCCCCCCCCUGGGUUCCCUGACCGCUGGGAUGGACAAAGCGCGCACCGGCGGUAGUCCGCCCAUUGUGAGUUUGGACAAAGCAAACUCGGAAACGGGAGCCAGCCGUCCGUUCACGAGGUUUAUCGAGGAUAACAAGGAGAUCGGUAUUAAUUAG
This is a messenger RNA of Prionailurus viverrinus (fishing cat), 4008 nucleotides long. RefSeq names its product spalt like transcription factor 3 (gene SALL3). Gene Ontology annotation, molecular function: RNA polymerase II cis-regulatory region sequence-specific DNA binding; DNA-binding transcription factor activity, RNA polymerase II-specific. Gene Ontology annotation, cellular component: nucleus. NCBI's taxonomy places the organism in Eukaryota, Metazoa, Chordata, Mammalia, Carnivora, Felidae. The record is from RefSeq and is a predicted model, not a curated record. Gene Ontology annotation, biological process: regulation of transcription by RNA polymerase II. The transcript is spliced from 3 exons. The coding region runs from base 1 to 4008 and encodes 1335 amino acids.